AUGUUGGUUGGAGCAGCCGGUCACUGGUGGGAAUCAAUCUCACGUACUAGGACCGAAGAACAACAGCGUAACUUAACUUGGGAACAAUUUAAGGAUAAAGUGAUGGCAAAGUACUUUCCACAGGCUCUGAGAGUUUUCAAGGAAUCGGAGUUUCGACAGCUCAGACAGGGAAACUUAUCACUUACUGAUUACGAGAGGCAGUUCGAACAAUUCUCAAGGUAUGCCCCAUACUUGGUGGAUACGGAAGUUAAGAAAAUCAGGAGGUUCGAGAAUGGACUACGACCAGAGAUCGGCAUGAUCAUUAUGUCUCACCGUUUCGCUUCAUAUCGUGAAAUGUUGGAAAGGGCUCAUGCUAUUUCAUAUCAAAGGACUACAUUUGAACAGUAUUCCCAGCAAAGCAAGGAGUCCUUGGGAAAAAGAAGGUGGAAUGAUCAUAGCAAGGAUAGAUGUAGAUGGCCGAAUAAAAGACCGAGCACAGGAAUUCGUAUUGGUGGGACAAAUGGGAUUAUUCCACCUUGUCCUAAGUCUAACACUAUUAUUACAGAAACAGGUAUCCUAUCAUUAUCUGAUGUACCUGCUUACGUACUUUUUGACUCUGGGGCUACAAAUUCAUUUAUCUCUGCAUCCUUCGUCGUUAGGUCUAACUUUGCACAUGUGAAAACGAAUAAUGAAUUAGAGGUUAGCAUCCCUUCAGUAAGAACUCUUUGCACUAAUCAGAUGACUAAGGCUAUGAAAUUAGAGAUUGAUGGGAAAAUACUACAGUUGGGACUCAACCAUGCAACCAUUCGAUGUCAUGAAAGAGAAGUAUUAUUUCAUAGGUCGGGAGAGGAAGAGUUCCAUUUCUUUGAAGCAAAGUUCAAAUCUUUACCUCGUCUUGUAUCGGAUAUACAAGCGAAGAGGAUGUUGAGAAAGGAGUCAUGUCAGGGAUUCUUAGUUAAUAUCAACGGUUCCAAACAUGUCGAGACAACUGUUAAAGAUAUUAACAUUGUGCGAGAUUUUGUAGACGCAUUUUCAAAAGACCUACCCGGCAUUCCACAAGAUAGGCAGGUGGAAUUUAUUAUUGACUUAGUUCCCGGCGUGGCACCAGUAUCUAAAGCCCUGUACUGA
Olea europaea var. sylvestris is the source of this 1107-nucleotide messenger RNA. RefSeq lists its product as uncharacterized. Gene Ontology annotation, molecular function: aspartic-type endopeptidase activity. Lineage: Eukaryota; Viridiplantae; Streptophyta; Magnoliopsida; Lamiales; Oleaceae. Gene Ontology annotation, biological process: proteolysis. The record is from RefSeq and is a predicted model, not a curated record. Bases 1 to 1107 code for a protein of 368 amino acids. The transcript is spliced from 3 exons.